CACCACUCGAUCUUCAUCCACCGACACCAUGAUUGCAGCUUCGCACGAGAACAGACUGACCGGCUUUGAUCUGGUCCAGGCUGACUACAAAACCGUCAAGGGUCAUGGUAUCCGGGCCGACUUCAUCAUCCCCCAGUCGAACUAUACCGGCAAGCGACCAGUGAUCAUCCGCUUCCAUGGCGGUGGUUUUGUCACCGGAGACUCGCUCUUUUGGGACUGGUUCCCCGAAUAUCUCUUCGACCUCGCCAAGGAGCACGACGCAGUGAUAGUAUCGGCAAACUACCGCCUGAUGCCCGAAGCCACAAGCCAUGAGAUCAUCGAGGAUAUUGAAGACCUGUGGACUUGGCUCCACUCUUCCGCCGUGGUGGACAUCCUGUCAUCCUUGGCCACCCCCACAGAGCUCGACCUUGAGCGGAUCAUCACGGCCGGAGAGUCCGCCGGUGGUGUGCUCAGUAUCACUCUUGCGCUGUCUCAUCCCGACGAGAUCCGCGCCGGCUUGGCAAGCUAUGCUCCUGUCGAUAUGGCUGGCCCCGAGUUCCGCGAAUCGCACACCACGCUCCUGCCGGACCUUUCUGACGAAGCGAUUGACGAUGUGGUUACUAGAGCUGUGGAGGCAGCGAAGCUGGGGAAGGUCCUGUCCUCCGCCGACGUACCCAACCGGCUGGAUCUGAUGCUUGCCGCUAUCCAGGGGGGACGGUUUGUGGAGCUGUGGGAGCGUGGAACGAAGAAGGAUUCCCCACGGGCUUUGCGGUAUCCCAUGGAACGGUUGGAUGAUCCCGACCUGAAGAUCCCACGAGGCGGCCUCUCCCUUCGCCAUGGCCUGGCGGAUCCCAUCGUGAACGCAGGGCAGAGUCGGAAGUUUGUCGAAAAGGCCCGUGCGGUUCUCAAGGGGAAGCCGGGGGGCGACAAGAUCCUUGUGGAGCUGCAAGAGGGGGGAGACCACGGCUUCGACGGACACACUCACAGCGAUGCGAAGUGGCUGCAGGAGAACCUGCGCUUUGCCCUUGAGGCGUGGCUGGAAUAG
Aspergillus heteromorphus CBS 117.55 is the source of this 1024-nucleotide messenger RNA. RefSeq lists its product as uncharacterized. Lineage: Eukaryota; Fungi; Ascomycota; Eurotiomycetes; Eurotiales; Aspergillaceae. The record is from RefSeq and is a predicted model, not a curated record. Bases 29 to 1024 code for a protein of 331 amino acids. Gene Ontology annotation, molecular function: hydrolase activity. The transcript has 2 exons.